CAGAUGGAUUGUAUCCUGUUUGCAGUUGAGGCAAACUUUUUCCAGCAGCCGCUUUUUCUCCAAUCCCCUCAGGAGAAUUGGAGCCAGCUAGCAUGGCCCUCGGGGUGCUGUUUUUACUGGUGGCAUUUACUCAAGACAGCCUUUGUGUUUCAAAUAACACAAGCACAUCUAGUCUCCUGGAGACAUCAACAAUUACCGGUACAUCAAUUACAGCAACUCUAACAGUCUCAAAUACAACCCCGAGCGGAGCAGAUGUUACCUCAAAAGCAGCCAGCUCACCUGUGCCCCAAUCCACUGGAGCCACAAGCAGCACCACAAAAACAAAGGACUCGACCACCAAAUGGAGCACCGUGACUUCUCCUACCGGAUCCAAAGAGCCUCUCAUUACUACCCAAAUGGCUGAGUCCACCAACGGCAGCACUCCGGCAGGACCGCUUAGCACCGAACCGGCAUUUUUAACAAAACCAGGCCUGGUGGUUGUGAUCUGCCUCUUCGUCUUUGUCUUAGUCAUUGUGGCAGUUGUGGUCUUAAUAAAAUGCUGCCGUCCAAAGGAACCAGCCUUUAAGAAGUUGGACGAGGUGCCGAUGGGAAAAGUUGCAGAAGAUUCUCCAUUUGCCCGAUUCCCACCAAAAUAACCAAGCAGGCUCUUUCCGACUCAUCUUCUGGACACUUGCUCCAUGGAUAUUUUAAGCAAGUGUCAAGAAUGUCUACUCCACCCGAGAGACUUUGUGUGUGAAAUAAACUUGUUCUAGUUGCAUGAGUGCCAACUACUGUUUUGUGUCAUUUAGCUGCUCUGGUAUCUGUGUAUGUGUGUGU
Messenger RNA from Ahaetulla prasina, 816 nucleotides. It is a transcript of the gene CIST1, whose product is annotated as colon, intestine and stomach enriched 1. Lineage: Eukaryota; Metazoa; Chordata; Lepidosauria; Squamata; Colubridae. Bases 93 to 635 code for a protein of 180 amino acids. The record is from RefSeq and is a predicted model, not a curated record. The transcript is spliced from 4 exons.